AUGCUCACGCCGACAACUCUUGCUCCCACCUUCAACCCGUUCGGGGACACGCCUGCGGUGGAUCUGACGCGAUGUCUGCCUCUUGAAAACGACUCCGAGUCGGCAGACGCUCGUGUAGACAUCCUCCUCCUGGGCAGCCGGGACUUGAGGCAUAUUUUGCAUACGUGCUACACAAAGAGGGGUUCCCCCCGCAAUGUGCUGUUCUUGACGCUCCUCGUUGCUAAGGGGCAGACGACUCCAAGCAGCAUCCUCUGGAAUUUGUUCUAUGAUCUGUAUCUCGGUGAAGAAUCAGUACAAGUACUCAAGACACACGCCGAGGAGCUUCAGAAUAUCUCCACUUCACUCACCAAGUGGGAAGAGGGAAGAUUCGGCGACAAGGUGCGCUUUGGGGACGCAAGCACCCUCGCCUCUGUCCACGACAUCUGGUCUGCGUACCUUGACUUCUUGCGAAUCAAGGAUACACACGAGUACCACGCCAAUUUUACGAGGUCCUUGGACAAGACGAAGGAACUCCUGAAACACAACAAUGACUGCGGAGAGGCGCUGAAAUAUCGAGGUGCCAGGGCAACCGCACCCCUCGGCUUCCAAUCCUUGGGAGACAGCGGCCUGAGAGCUGCCCUGGAGGCCUGGCUGGGAACAGGACCACUUGGUAUUUCUAUCAAAGAGAACAAGAUCCCGAAUCCCCUUUUUGCAUUCUCAAUGCUUGGUCAUACUCUUCAGACAGCAAACAUGCUGCCACCUACCACCAUCCUGUCACCCGCUUGUAACCCUCUCUUGGGCUUUCACCUAGCCGCAGCCGAGGCACAGCUCACCGAGACCUCGCCGCUGCGGGCUCUCAAUCCUGGCCAUGAAGCGCAAACACCUGAAUCCAGGAUCAUCUCGUCCGCUCAGCUCCAGUUCUCAGAAUGGUCGAAGGCCUUGCAGGAACUAUCACCCAAGCACCUCAUCGUACGCUUCAUAUCGGCCGACUGUCUCGCAUUCUGCCACACACUCCAACACCAAGUGCGGACAGGGGAAGCUACAGCAAGCCUCUACAGGCGACAAUUUAGCCCAUAUCCGCUCGAGUUGGAUACACGCGAGUAUGUCCUAAGAGAAGCUCCAUCACGGUUCGAUGUGAUUGAGACGGGAGACCUCUCUGAGUUUUCAGGCACACUGAACGUCCUCGUUUCGGCUGGGCCGCUGCUCAAGGACAAGGCAUGGACCACUUUGUAUACAGAGAUAACGACCGACGAUACUGGCACACAGUUGGACACGCUCCUUGGCGGACCAUUCAGAACUGUGUCGACACUACUAGGGAUCAGCCCUGCGGAGUACUGGACAAAUGCUGCGGCAGUGUCACACAUUGAUGCCUAUAUGCUUGCCGCCUCAGCUGCUCAGGCCGCCCUAUCAGUAUCUCACAUUCGAUAUCACCUGUCCUGGAAAGAGAACCGCCAUGCAAGUGGCCAACCACCUGGGGUACGGCUCAGAGUGGACGCAUCUAGCCUAGCUGACCUCCUACUGCUUGUCUAUGAGUAUAUGUUGAGACAGCACACCACACCUCGUGUUUACCACCACGGAAGCUUUACUGCCUUCAUGAAGAGGUUGCUACAAUGCAUCGACACUGAUAGGCAGACUGUCUGCGAACGAGUACUUGACAGCAUCUCUAAUCCGGAACUAUCACUUGCACUGUCAAUGCAGGGACUGUACAGUCCGGUCCGGUCCGAGGCCGAGAAAAUCGAAAGGAACGCACUUUCGACGUGGCCUAGCAUCCCUGAAGGAGUCUACAUCACUAUAGCGGUCCCAGCUGACCAGUUGAAACCUCUAGAGCAGGUUGACAGUUCGAGAAUAAUUCCUGUUGCGGUUCAGGGAUGCAUUUCGGUGCAAGACGGCGACCAGCAGCCUUCACAAAGCGUCUUUGACGAUGUCCAGAUCAGCUUUGGCAAGACUGAGUCCUUUAGUGAAGGUGUUGAAUCGGAGCCUCUGAUCACGGUCUGGCCAGCUUUAGGUACGGACAUGAUCGUAUCGUUCUGCGUGCCAGCAUCAGCAUUGCAGCAUGAUCCCAGUCGCACCAAGGUGUCUCUGCGUGUGCAGAGCAGCGACAGCAAUCGAAAGAUAUUUAGACUCGCAUCAGACAUGGACAAUGUGUUGGAAAUAUUCAGUAGCAGCCUGGAAAACACAAGCGCUGUAUACAUCACCAGACAUCCGACACGCCAGCUUGAUUACCCCGUGUACAACAGCCUGGAACCGGACUCUCGAACCCAUUCCGACCAUCAGGAGAGUGAACCGCACUUUUCGUGUGAACUGGACUCAUCAGGGGUCAUUACAGCCAUCACUGGCCAUCUACCCAUAACAUCCGCGAAGGGAAAGCAGUUAUUGGCUGAAAAGGCUGCCGUAGAGACACGCAAGAUGUCUCCGUGCGUAUUCCAGGUGCUCUUGGGAGACCGGGGCUUGGUACUUGAACUCAACUUUCCCGCGCCAGUUGUCAAGGAUGGGAGCAAGACACGCAUCGCCCGGACGUCAGGAUACAUCGAGAUCCUAGCGCCGCUCGCUGAUCCCGUCAAGUCGCAGGAACUGGACGACUUCAUCUUUCCGACUAUCUCCGCAGAGUUCUCUGGAAUCUCUGUGCCCCUCGCGCUCAAUCUCCCCCUUGUGAACUUGGACACCCUACCUGCUCUUGAUCUAUCUAAGAGGGAACAACUCAGUUUCCUCUCUACCUUGACGUCGUCCAUGUACUCUGCUCGUGAGCGCAAAGUGCGCGACAAAUUGCAGUCCUCAAGCACCACGCAUCUUGCCUCAUCGGCUCGCAUGAACUUCAAAGAGUCCUUGUUCUCAAUGUUCAUGCUGUCCUCCGGGCUGCAGGGCGGCCAGACAGGGCUCUUCUCCCUCAGUCACCCUAAAAGCGGCAACCACAUCCUCCUUUUUGUAUCCGCCAUCCGUCUCGACGCCGCCAAUGCCAACGUCGUUAUUGACGCGGCUGUCAUACCACUCACAGAGGACCUUAUCAGCUCCGGCGUCCUGGAGACAUUCCUCCUCAUUCUACGCAACCUCGAGUGCGGCAGCCUCAUUGUCGACGAUGCCGAGCUCGUGCUGUGGAAGAAGGCACUUCCGGCCUUUGCUGAGCGGUGCAGGACCUGGAGCCACAGGCCUUCGCCGGGGUGUGAAUACAUGCAGCCCGGAGCCAAGAUCCCGCUGAGCACUGACCCUGGCCGGCCGGUGAUCUGCAACUGUGGUGUCGGUAAACUACCUGACAGCUUUAUCAGCCUUCCUGAGUGGGACACAGCCUCGCAAUUCGCGACACGCAUCGCCAUUAGCCCUUUUUACGCCUCGUACUUAGUAGAGGAGGUCAUCGACCCAAAGAUGCUGAAGGAUACCGUCGCAGCUGCUACUGGAAGGGGAAUGUCGGUUGGUGAGACCCCACGGUGUCGAAAUUGCGGCACGAGUGAAGAAGACAAAGAUGGGGUGGUACUCAAGAAGUGCGUACGCUGCCUAAAAGCUCGAUACUGCUCGGUAGAGUGUCAGAAAAAGGACUGGAAGAAGCAUCGCAUGGAAUGUGAGGAGGUGGGAGAUCGUCCGUAGGCCGGAAAUGGAUUAUAGAGGGAAGGUAUCUGGGCCGGUCUGUGGGAUCUCGGUGUCUUUAUGGAAGAGCAUGACAGGUUAUGGACAGAGCCCUCUGCGCUCUUUUGAUAGUGAAAUAACAGUAGGUAAGAGAUAGUGAUUGUCAUUCCCCGUUGGGAUC
Molecule: messenger RNA, 3715 nt
Organism: Cryphonectria parasitica EP155
Lineage: Eukaryota; Fungi; Ascomycota; Sordariomycetes; Diaporthales; Cryphonectriaceae
Exons: 2
Coding region: 1-3555 (1184 amino acids)
Biological process (GO): regulation of transcription by RNA polymerase II
Cellular component (GO): nucleus
Molecular function (GO): DNA-binding transcription factor activity, RNA polymerase II-specific
Source: RefSeq, a predicted model, not a curated record